Messenger RNA from Pogona vitticeps (central bearded dragon), 3234 nucleotides. The record is from RefSeq and is a predicted model, not a curated record. NCBI's taxonomy places the organism in Eukaryota, Metazoa, Chordata, Lepidosauria, Squamata, Agamidae.
UGAAUUGUCAACAAGUUAAGUUACAAGAAACUGGUGGGCAAAUCUUAAUACCAAGGAAUUUGGGCACUUCUGUCUGAUUCAGCGUUGCUAUGCUACAGCCACUCUUGAACCAGCUUGCUUUCCAGGUUAAUCUGCUUUCCAGCAGUGCUUGCUUUCUUUUCUGUGGUUCCUUGAUUCUCUUAAAGCUGGCAUUGAGUUGCUCCCCCUCCACUUGCCCCUGGAAAUGGAUGCACAUCUGCAAAGACUUUCUGUGAUGCUGACCAAGUAUAUGGCGACCAAGACAUGCAUGAAGUGGUUAGGAAGCACUGUAUGGACUACCUGAUGAAGAAUGCUGAUUACUUUUCCAAUUAUGUGACAGAAGAUUUCACCACUUACAUCAACCGGAAGCGGAAAAACAACUGUCAUGGCAAUCAUAUUGAAAUGCAAGCUAUGGCAGAAAUGUACAAUCGUCCUGUGGAGGUUUACCAGUAUGGCACAGAGCCCAUCAACACUUUCCACGGCAUCCAUCAGAAUGAGGAUGAACCCAUCCGGGUGAGCUAUCACCGCAACAUACAUUACAACUCUGUGGUGAACCCCAACAAGGCAACUAUUGGGGUGGGGCUUGGACUCCCCUCCUUCAAACCAGGGUAUGCAGAACAGUCCUUGAUGAAGAACGCAAUCAAGACGUCAGAGGAGUCAUGGAUUGAGCAGCAGAUGCUGGAGGAUAAAAAGCGGGCAACAGACUGGGAAGCAACCAAUGAAGCCAUUGAAGAGCAGGUUGCCCGGGAAUCUUACUUGCAAUGGCUGCGUGACCAGGAAAAGCAGGCCAGACAGCCCCGCAAAGCGAGCGCUACCUGCAGCUCUGCCACAGCGGCCGCAGCCAGUGGCUUGGAAGAAUGGAGCGGCCGCUCUCCACGCCAGCGCAGCUCAGCAUCUUCCCCAGAGCACCCAGACCUGCACAAUGAGCUGAAUGCUGCCAAACCACCUUCCCCUGGAAGCACCACAGCUCUAGCACUUACCAAACCCCCCUCACCGUGUGCUCCUGGUACAAGCAGCCAGCUUUCUGCAGGUGGUGGACGAGCAACCCCUCCCUUAGUGUCAUUGUAUCCAGCCCUGGAGUGCCGGGCCAUAAUGCAACAAAUGUCACCCACAGCCUUCGGCUUGAGCGACUGGGAUGACGACGAGAUCCUGGCUUCGGUGCUAGCCGUGUCACAACAGGAAUACUUGGAAAGCAUGAAGAAGAGCGCCCUGCACAGAGACAGUGGUUCCGACAAGAGUUGAUAACUCGCUUGCAGCUCCUGUGCUCGCCUGACACCCCUUAGGUGCAUGUUUUGGCCGGAAGGAUGAUGAUGAUGAUGACGACGACGAUACCUGGGACCUCUCCCCUCCUCUGCUGCUGCUGAUCAAUGCUCCUUCGGCUGCCCUUUUUUUCUCCCGACGUUUGGCUCUCUGCAUCUGACCCCCUGCUGCAUUGGGGGAAGAAACAAGAGAGAGAGGGACAGGACCUCCUUAACAAGGAGCUGGAACACGCACAAACUGGGGCAUGCUGGGCUUCCCCCUUCAUCAGCCAUUACUUUCAUUAUUAAAAAGAAAUAAUUGAUAUGGUCCUAAAUGAGCCCUCCCCCCUUUGGGAUCUGUGGGUAUGAGUGUGCACAGUUUACCUACGGAGAAUGAGGGGAGGCUGGCUUAAGGAGAGUGGCAAUAAAUAAAGAGUGACCCUAGGGCAUGCCAGCUUCCCUCCUCCUCGGUGUUGGGGGAGUGGGGCCGGAUGAUUUCUAGGCAUAGAAAGAGAGGUAGACAGUAUACUACUGUUUUUGACUCUUUCCCCUUCAUUAUUCACCCUGGUGUCCUGCCUUCUAAUAAGAGAGACUUCAGUGGGGUGGGUCCUCGCCCCCCUCUGUCAUUUCAACCACUACACCUUUCAUCUCUGAGGAACAUUGUAGAACAAAAUUGCUAUCUGUCUUCUCUCCAUACAGGAGCCUCUUUCUCUAUUCACCUGGGUCUUAACUGCGUGUUUGUUCACAUGUGGCCCCUGACUGCCCAAGCUGGUAGCACUAGCUUGUUUGUCCAACUCUGUAGUUUCUUUGGCACUGCCUCUGGGCUUCCUGCUAUCUCUUGCCCACAUGCCAGGGAGUGGGGGAUAGAGGUGUUGUGUUCAACGCUGGUCUUUCCCUAGGAAUGGGCUUUGUCUCAACAUUUUAAUGCGGAGAGAGUAUUGGUCACAAAUAUCAAAAGAUGGAGGUUGCAUCUGCAACAGUAGAAGAGAAGUUCCCUCAUGAAAGGAGACCUUGAAUCACAGGUUGGAGGCCAUUUCAGACAGGACCAGCUGUCCUCUUAGGUUCUGGACAACUGGUGAACUGGCCUAGAAGCUAAGUAAGCCCUGAAAUAGACCACUGUCUGGCAACCUUUCCUGUCCUACUUGUGGUGUCUUCCUCACUACUGCUGUAGUCAUCACCCACCUGUUGUGGCAGUUUGUAUUCUCUUAAACCCUGGCUCUGAAAGACUGAGUAUGGUGGAGACUUUCAUAUAAUGGUGGAGCUUACUCAGCUCCUUCUGCGUCUGCACUCUAAGUCUGAAAUCCAUGGAGUGGUGGGAUUUUCUGAAGGCCCCCCCUUUUUUUUUAGCCUCCAAAAGACAGGAGGGAUGACAGAUGGCUGCUUUAGGAAAACUUGCUGCAGGAGACGCCAUGGAUGACUGAUUGAAAAGUCGAAUUUUGGUACCUGAAAAUAAAAUAUAGGCAGAGUUGGCUUUUGACACUCUACUUCUUAAAAAAAAGCCUUUUUAACCACUGAGGUUUAUGACAAUCUUGCCUUGACUGGUGGAGAAAUAGUAGCCAGAACAGGAGAAUGCAUUUACAGUAUAUACAUACGAACAAAGAAUCUAAGCCUUUUUUUUUCUUCCAAGAAUACGCUGUCUGCACUUUCUCAUUUCCAGGAAACUAUGUUGCCAGUAGCUGGAGUUGAAUAGUUGCUUUCCAAAGACCUCUCAUGGUCAGUGCCCGGGAUCAACCCACAGUAUGAAAACACAGUCUCUGGUGAUCAUCUGUGUAGAACUGAAUGCUGCAGAGGCUCCUUUCAGAAGUGCCCCAAAUCCCACCCAGGUGCCAGUCAGUAAUUAAAAUUACUUGACGAGAAACACAAAAUUUGGCAAGGUUGGUGUACAGAGAGUAAAUCAUGUAAAUAUGACUUUUGUUUUGAUUUAGUAAAGCAAUCAGAAGUGAGUUGCAUUAAAUUUGAAGGAUAUGCACACUCUGAA